Molecule: messenger RNA, 642 nt
Organism: Ramularia collo-cygni
Lineage: Eukaryota; Fungi; Ascomycota; Dothideomycetes; Mycosphaerellales; Mycosphaerellaceae
Product: related to signal peptidase 18 KD subunit
Exons: 2
Coding region: 1-642 (213 amino acids)
Biological process (GO): protein targeting to ER
Cellular component (GO): membrane; signal peptidase complex
Source: RefSeq, a predicted model, not a curated record
AUGUCUGAGGGCCGCAUAUCACCAUAUUCGCUGAACGAUCUAAAGAACACGACCGACGAUGCUCUGGGCAACUACCUACGCGGACUCAACUUCAAGCAAGACAACAGCAAGCUCGACGUGCGAUUAGCGUUGGGAUAUGUUGCAGUUGUCAUUGCAGGCGCGACAUUCGCGGCAGAUUACAAACUAGGAUGGGAGGCGACUCGAGUCUGGACAGCAGUCGCCGUCGCGGUGUAUGUUGUACUCAACAGCGCCCUGACCUACUGGAUGUAUUUCGUGGAGAAGGGCCUGGUGUUUGAAGGCGAGAGGAAUGGUCACAAGACGAAGAAGCAUGAUCCGACGUACUACCUGGAGGUCUCCGUGACCAACCCGGGCUCUACCCCAAGCACAUGGCAGAUCAAGGCUCCUUUUACAACAUGGUUCACUUCCGACGGCUUCUUUGUGUCACAGCCAUUCCAGAAAUGGCUUGCUACAACCGUCGAGGUGAUUGGCGAUGCGGACCUGAAGAAUGCAAGCAGAGACGAACGUGAUGAGUUGGCAGCGCCCACUGCUCAUGUGCAAGCUCUUGACCAAGACAGCCAGGUCGGGAAUGUCACGGGAUCAGAUGCUACAAAAGGCAGCAAGAAAACGAAGCGAAAGAAUUGA